CAGCCGACUACUUGCCACUGCCACCUCACACGGCUCGCACGGCUCGCACAGCUCGCACGGCGGUCGUCAGCCAUGGCGCGUAACGAGGAGAAGGCGAACGCCGUGCUGAAUCGCUUCUGGGCGGCGAAGCAGGACGAGAAGCGCAAGCCGCGGGAGAAGCGCCCGUUCCUCGCGUCCGAAUGCCGCGACCUAUCAGACGCUGACAAGUGGCGCCAGCAGAUCCUCCGCGAGAUCGGGCGGCGAGUAACCGAGAUCCAGAACCCAGGGCUAGGCGAGCACCGUCUUAAAGAUCUUAACGACGAGAUUAAUAAGCUCAUACGGGAGAAAGGCCACUGGGAGAAGCGUAUAGUGGAGCUCGGAGGUCCGAACUACGCGAAACAAGGGCCCAAGAUAACUGACGCGGACGGUAAAGAAGUCGGCGAUGGAGACGACGAGCUGCCGGCCGGCUCGGCGACUGGCAAGGGGCUUGGUUACCGUUACUUCGGCGCGGCGAAGAACCUGCCGGGCGUUCGCGAGCUGUUCGAGAAGCCGACGGCGCCGACUAAGAAACGGAACCGGUACGAGCUUUAUAAGCGUAUCGAUAUGGACUAUUACGGGUACAGGGACGAGGAGGACGGGAUCUUAGUGCGACUCGAGACAGAAGCCGAGCGGGAGAUUAUAACGAAGGCGGUGAGCGAGUGGGAGGCGCUCGAAGCAGUUAAAGCCGAGGCGCGCCGCGCCGUGAAAAGCGGAGAGGAAGCUUCGAUCCGCGUUCAGACGGAUCUGUUAGACGAGCUUGGCGCUCCGAUCGAGACCCGGGAAUCGCGGGAGCGGCGCGGGAUCGCCGCGCAGGAGGGAAUCGGCGCGGAAGGAGAGGAAGAGAGAGACGAGGAGGAAACGGAGGAGGCGUAUCGCGAGCGAGCAGACGCGCGGGCGCGGCGCGAGGAAGCGGCGUUAGACGCGGCGGAAGAGGCGGCGCUGGAUGCGGUGGGCGGGCGGCGAUUCGUGGCGCACGUGCCGCUGCCGGACGAGAAGGAGAUCGAGCGCAUGGUGGUGGCGAAGAAGAAGGCGGAGCUAUUAAGUAAGUAUGCGAGCGAGGCGCUGGUGCAGGAGGAGGAGGAGGCUAAGGAGCUGCUGAACAUUAAGAGAUGAUGAUGGGGAUGACGUCAGGCUUAAGUAGAUGCGCAGGCUGACUUACAGGAGGAGGCGGGGUCCUGAAUUUUGUAUGCGAGCGAGCGAGCGAGGAGUGGGAGCAGGAGGAGGAGGAGGAGGAGGCGAAGGAGCUGCCGAAUAUUUGGUGGGGAGGAUGGUGGGGUGGUGCCAUGUACAAGUGACAAUGGGCGGGCUGAGUUACAGGAGGAGGCAGCAUGUUAGGGAGGAGCGAGCGGGUGCAGGAGGAGGAGGAGGAGGAGGAGGUGAAGGAGCUGCCAAAUGUCUGGCAGUGAUGAUAAGGAUAAUGGUUGUGGUGAUAAGGAUAAUGGUUGUGGUGAUCCGAGGCGUGGGCAGAUAUGCAAGCCGACCUGCAGGUGAGGUGGAGCUGGUGCAGCGGCAGCAGCAGCAGUAGCAGCAGGAGGAGGAGGGGGGGGGGGGGAUUAGUUUGUAGGCCAAGGAGAAGGCGGGGCUUGCUGAUUUUUUAGGCGCCUCGAAAACAGGCUGACCUGCAGGAGGGGGGGGGAGAUGAGUAGGGGGAGGCGGAGCUGGUGCAAGAGGAGGGGUAGGAGGGGGAUCAGUAGGCCAAGAAGAAGUUGGGGCUGCUGACUAUCAUGAAGAGGUGAUGAUGCGGCGAAUCAGACAGCUAGUGGAGGAGGGGGGAGAGGGGGGGGGGGGGGUGGAGAAGGCGGGGCUGCUGCGAUGAAGAGGUGAUGGUGAUGGUGAUGGUGAUGGUGAUGGUGAUGGUGAUGGUGAUGGUGAUGGUGAUGGUGAUGACGACGCCAGAAGAUGCGGCGAAACAGACAACUAGGGGAGAAGGGAGAGGAGGCUAAGGAGCUGGUGGCUGUUAUGAAGCUGACGUGGCAGCCAUGAAGCAGGGAGAGACGGACUAGGAAAGGGGGGAAAGUGGAUGGAUGGUGCUGGGCUGGGAAAUGAACAGCUAAGCACCAUCCAGAACAGAGAUGAAGACUCUAGCUGUGAUUUUUGGAGGGUCCUGAUUGAAACGCUAGCUUGGAAUGGCUGCUGCUGCCAUAUGUAGCCCUGUGCUGUGUGAGGCUGCUUUAUCCUGGAUUGGGAAACACUCUUGCCCUUCCGGGACCUACCUACCAAUGUGUGCGCUCUGUGUGAGGUGCUCCAGUCUAAGCUUUGGUUGGGAAGAGCCAGACGGGCUGUGGUUGUGGGAGUCUGGUUGGAAGCUCUUUCUGCUUGGCAAUCUGCUGCGUUUAGCUGAGUUUCCUGCUGUUCGUUGCAAUGGGGGUGAGAGAGCUUGCAGAAUUGAGG
This is a messenger RNA of Closterium sp. NIES-67, 2409 nucleotides long. The record is from the annotation of a GenBank genome assembly. NCBI's taxonomy places the organism in Eukaryota, Viridiplantae, Streptophyta, Zygnematophyceae, Desmidiales, Closteriaceae.